AUGGAUAACACCAAAGAUUCUACUUCUGAGAAAGUUGGCUUGAAGAAACCAAAAGAGACACUAGGUAUUUAUGUAGAUGGAUUUGAUCUGGGAGAAGGAGGUGCUUUGUGGGAUGUGUUUAGGAGGGAAGAUACUCCUAAACUGCAGGAAUAUCUCAAAAAACACUUCAAAGAGUUUAAAGAUGACUUUGGUCGUCCACUGCAGGAGGUUAUCCACCCAAUUCAUGAUCAAACAUUUUACUUAACCAUGGACCAUAAAAGGAAGCUCAAGGAGGAGUUUGGAAUUGAAGCAUGGAGUUUUGUCCAAAAGCUUGGAGAUGCUGUCUUUAUACCUGCUGGUUGUGCUUAUCAAGUUAGAAAUCUAAAGUCAUGUAUAAAAGUUGCAGUGAACUUUGUUUCUCCUGAAAACAUUGGUGAAUGCAUUCGGUUGACAGAAGAUUUCCGCCUUCUUCCCAAAAAUGAUUGGGCAAAAGAAGAUACGUUGGAGGUAAAGAAAAUUGCACUUCAUGCGUUGGAGGCAGCUGUGGAGGACUUGGAAAAUUUGGUUCUCAAGUAUGAAGAAAGUGGAGGCAUUAGAAAAAGAUCAAGGACUAGUGAAGAAGGUGUUCUUCUACGAAACCCUUGCUUCUUUCCUAUUAUCUCUGUUUUGAAGAUCGACAUCAACAAUAGAAGCUAUAAAGCAAGUAUUUAUUUCUUAAUUAUAUUGGUAUUUUAUGUGGAAGUUGCAUAUACCAAUGCUGCGGAUGUUUAA
Lactuca virosa is the source of this 750-nucleotide messenger RNA. NCBI's taxonomy places the organism in Eukaryota, Viridiplantae, Streptophyta, Magnoliopsida, Asterales, Asteraceae. The record is from the annotation of a GenBank genome assembly.